AUGGACUUGAUAAAGCGAGUUCCGCUCGAGGAAGAACUGAAAAAAAAUCCAGAACUUAAAGAAGCAGAUCUCCAAAGUUUGCGAGAAUGGUGCGAAAAACAGCCCCAUCUGCCGAAAAUGUUGGACAGUGAACUUGUUCUGUUUCUGCACAGUAAUUAUUACCGGAUUGAACCGACUAAAACAACAAUCGAUACCUUUUAUACGUACUGGAACAUGGCAAUGGAUCUCUGGAUGUACACCGAAGGUACCAUGAAAGGCCAUAUAAUUGUCGUGGACUUGGCGGGCCUCGCUCUGGGCCACACUACGCGGCUCAGUCCCAUGGGGUUCAAAAAGUUUUUCUAUUAUCUUCAAGAAGGUCUUCCUGUUCGUCUAAAAGGGUUCCAUUUUUUGAACUCUAUCCCAGUUAUGGACAUCAUUAUGGGAAUGAUGAAGCCAUUUUUGAAGAAAGAGCUCAUGGAUAUUCUUCAUAUUCACACCAAUAAUGAAACAGCAAAAAAAUAUCUUCCUCUUGAAAUUUUACCAAAUGAAUCCGGUGGAAAUGCUGGACCCUUUAUGGAACUCCAUAAAAAACAUUUGAAAAGAUUAGAAGAUCAUCGUGAUUUCUUCCUGGAAGAAGAAAAGUGCCGUCGUAUUGACGAAUCUUUGCAAAAUUAUUGUGAUAGCUUAUCCCGAAGUUCUGAAGAAGAAAUAAGUUAUUGCAGUUUUAAUUUACUUAAGUCACAUUUGGGCUCUGCAAAAUCAAAAGUUCCAAGUGAAAGGAAGACAAUUCUGAUAUCAGACGAUACUGACCAGCAAUUUUGGGCAGAAGACGAACUAAGCAGCCAAGAAUCUCGCGUGCAAUUAUCUAAGCGCAAGAGACGUCGCAGCCUAGCGCACAGAAAUCGCACAUACAGGAGCCGAUCAAGGCCGAAUAAUUUAUCUAGCUCGAGUGGAAGAUCAGUCUCAAGGAAUCCUGCAAUGAAAAGAAAAAAAUUAACGAAGAAAUUGCUGAAUAUGAAGAGUUUUUCUGGAGCGUCUCAGCCGUCCAGUAGCUCCAGGAGUGACAGAAGAAAAAUGUCUAAAAUUAGAAUUUUUAAAAUGCUGUCUGAAUUGCCAGCAGUUAAAAUACAACCAACUGCUCACCUUAAACUUCAAGUAAUCAUGGCUUUAAUUAAAAUGGUACCUGUUGAAGAAGAAAUGAAGCGCAAUCCUGAAUUAAAGGAAGCUGAUCUUAAAAUGUUGAAAGAUUGGUACGAGAAGCAGCCACACUUGCCAAAAAUAUCUGACAAUGAGUUGAUUUUGUUCCUGCAUACGGAAGGUUACAAAAUAAUUUACGGGCGUCUAAUGAACUUUGAGCCAUCUGCGUACGUUUACAACGACGCUAUAAAGUACUGGAACAUGUCAAUGGACCUUUGGAUGUACUCAGAAGGAACUAUGAAGGGUCACAUAAUUCUUGUGGACUUGGCAGGUCUUUCUUUUGGUCAUACUACUCGUUUGAGUCCAAUGGGUUUGAAGAAAUUUUUGUUCUACCUCCAAGAAGGGCUGCCCGUUCGUCUCAAGGGCUUACAUUUCACCAACUCUAUUCCGGUGAUGGAAAUUAUCCUGGGAAUGAUGAAACCGUUCAUGAAAAAAGAACUUAUGGAUAUUCUUCACAUUCACACCAGCAACGAAACAGUAAAAAAAUUCCUGCCGCUUGAUAUUCUUCCUAAUGAAUCAGGUGGCAAAGCUGGACCUCUGAGAGAUCUCCACGAGAAGAAUAUAAAAAAAAUGGAAGCUCACCGUGAUUUCUUCUUGGAAGAAGAAUCUCGUGGCCGCGUCAAUGAAUCUCUGCGACCUGGAAAGGGAAAAAAUGCUACUGAUCUUUUUGGAGUCGAAGGAAGCUUCAAGAAACUCGACAUUGAUUAA
Molecule: messenger RNA, 1884 nt
Organism: Cotesia congregata
Lineage: Eukaryota; Metazoa; Arthropoda; Insecta; Hymenoptera; Braconidae
Source: the annotation of a GenBank genome assembly